This is a messenger RNA of Microthlaspi erraticum, 387 nucleotides long. The record is from the annotation of a GenBank genome assembly. NCBI's taxonomy places the organism in Eukaryota, Viridiplantae, Streptophyta, Magnoliopsida, Brassicales, Brassicaceae.
AUGUCUUGGGCUGCUCCUGAUGAUAUCUUCUUCUCCACUUCCCUUGCUGCCUACUUAGACAAGAAACUUCUUGUCUUGCUCCGUGAUGGCCGGAAACUGAUGGGUCUACUUCGGUCCUUUGAUCAAUUCGCUAAUGCUGUUCUAGAAGAAGCUUAUGAAAGAGUCAUCGUGGGUGAUCUCUACUGUGAUAUUCCCUUAGGUCUAUACAUAAUCCGUGGAGAGAAUGUUGUCUUGAUUGGUGAACUGGACAUUGAAAAGGAAGAGCUUCCUGCUCAAAUGAUUCAAGUUUCAGAAGCAGAGAUUAAAAGGGCUCAGAAAGCAGAGAAAGAAGAAAUGAUGUUGAAGGGUACGAUGCGAAAAAGAAUGGAGUUCCUUGAUCUCGAUUAG